CAGGACCCUGGAAGGGCAGUCUGUGCUCUUAACCGCUGAGCCAUCUCUCCAGUCCUGCUCUUUCUUGAUUCUCAUUUUUUUUCUUUUUGUUUUUUUGCUUAUUUUUGAGACAGGGUUAUUCUGUGUAGCCCUGGCUGUCCUGAAACUUGCUUUGUAGACCAGGCUGGCCAUGAACUCAGAAAUCUGCCAGCCUCUGUCUCCUGAACUCUGUGACUAAAGGUAUAAGCCACUGUCAUCCAGCUAUAUCUUUAAAAACAUUUUUUCUAUUUAUUUUAUUACUGUAUGAGUGUUUUAUCUGCAUGUAUGUGUAUAUAUCAUGUUCAUGCCUACUCCCCAUAGAAGGCAGAAGAGGGCAUCAGAUCUCAUGGGACAGAAGUUAUAGUUGUGAGCCACCAUGUUGGUGCUAGAAGUUGAACUUGGAUCCUCUUCAAGAGUAAAUGUUCUUUUAUCACUAAACCAAGUCUCUGGCUCAUGCACAUGCACAUUGCUGGCACCAGGGUCUGGUUGUAAAGCUCUACAUGCCAUUAUAAUGGCUCAUCUGUUUUAAUGUGCUGAGAAACUAUUGGGAAAAACUUUCUAGAACAAUCAUCAGUUACAAUCCAAGAUGGCUUCAGUCAGGUCAAGUACAACCUGCUUACCCUGCCUAAGCCACAUAUUUAUCUCUUUAGAUAUAUACACUUUAUUCUAGAUUUUAACAAUCAUUAACGCUCCCCUCCCCUGCUCUAGAAUAUAGUCCUUAUCAGAAUAUGGUCAUUUCUCCUCUCCCAUGCCCACCACUUCUCUCCAUGGAUGUUCUCCUGGCUGUGUGAAGAGGACCAAAAAUCAGUACUCAGACCUUUGUACAUCUAUUACAGCUUUCCUCCAGCCUUUCCGUCUCUGCUCAGUGUACUUUCACCUCAAAGCACACCUCGAGUCUUUCCUUAACCAACCUUGGCGACAGAAUGGUAGGACGGGAAGAGCUGGCAAGACCAGCUCUGAAAAGUGGCCCAGCAGGGAAGACCUUGAUUCCUUCUUACUGAGCUUCAUGCCCUACAGUUACACUCUGGCCCAUAGCCUUCACAUGCUGGAGACAGUCAUCAGCUGCUGCAAUACUGUGGCGCUGGAGGCCAAAUCCCCUGCUAGACUCCUCCAGUCCUUGAACCUAAGGGGAAUGAUAUACAAGUAGUGUCCUUGAAAUUCUCUCCUGGGGGCUGGAGAGAUAGCUCAGGGGUUAAGAGCACUGACUGCUCUUCCAGAGGCCCUGAGUUCAAUUCCCAGCAACCACAUGGUGGCUCACAACCAUCUGUAAUGGGAUCCGACGCCCUCUUCUGGUGUGUCUGAAGAUAGCAACAGUGUAUUCACAUCCAUAAAAUAAAUACUUUUUAAAAAAGAAUGAAAGAAAUUCUCUCCUAAGCUAGGCUUCCUCCCUCUCUGUCCUAGGUGAUACCAUAUUCUCCUGUUCUCUAAGAGCUCCCCGUUCCUGUUCUUGGCUAUUGGGCCAUUUCUCCCAGGGCUUCUACUUUGCCCACUAGUGAGGCUUUGAUCAUGAGGCUUCCUGACCAAAACUAAGGUUGUUGUAUUCUCAAAUGUUUCACAAGACACUGAGAAAAUACUAAAGUGUGUAUCAUUGGGGUGGGGUGGAAGGAACAAUGGGGCAUUCAAACCAGCUUACACAAAAAGGAAUGUAAUGGUCUGGGUAACUGUAAAGACCGUGACUCACACACCAUUAUUUCUGUCUCUGAGCUUCAUGUCAUCUUUGACUGUGGAUUCAGUGACUAAGGCCUUCCCACACCCCACACCCCCAACCCGAUUCUUUCAGAUUUCUGUCUUGAGGAAAAUGUUUCCUUCACAAGAAAACAGGGUGCUGGAGAGAUGGCUCGAGAGUUAAGAGUUUGUGCUUCAGCAGGGCAUGGUGGUGUAUUGCUUGGAUCCUGGCACUCUGAGUUUGAGGCCAGCCUGGUCUACAGAGCUCAUUCCAGGGCAACCAGAGCUACACAGAGAAACCCUGUCUUAAAAAAUAAACAGUGCGGGAGUGCGGGGUUGGGGAUUUAGCUCAGUGGUAGAGCGCUUGCCUAGGAAGGGCAAGGCCCUGGGUUCGGUCCCCAGUUCCGAAAAAAAGAACCAAAAUAAAUAAAUAAAUAAAUAUGUCGACACCUCUGUCUCCUGCGCAGGAUACGUGUCGACCCGGCCAUCCCCGUAAUAGAUCUCUGUAAUAAACCUCACCUUUGCUUAUUACAUCAAAAAUAAUAAAUAAACAAACAAACAAACAGGGCAGUCUGGGGCUCUUACAGAGGACCUGUUUUCUCCCUACAACCCAUAUCAGGCAGCUUUUGCCUGGAACCUCAGAUCCAGGGAAUAUGACACUGUCUUUUGGCCUCCCUGGCCAUCUACACUCAUGUAACUAAGAAGAUAAAUCUUCAAAUGGGGCUGGAGAGAUAGCUCAGUAACUGAGAGCGCUUCCUGCAGGAAGAAUUGAGUUCUCCACACCCACAUCAAAUGGCUCACAUCUGACUGAAACUCCAGCUUCAGGGGCAUCAGACACUCUUCUGGCCUCCCAGGCCACACUCCCAUACACACACACACACACACACACACACACACACACACACACACACACGAGAGAGAGAGAGAGACAGAGACAGAGACAGAGACACAGAGAGACAGACAGAACAUAAGUAUGCAUAUACACAUAUAGAUAUAGAGUUCCAGGCCAGCCAGCACUGCACAGCUAGACACUGUCUCAAAAGGAGAGGAAGGGCACUGGAGAGCUAGUUUGGCAAUUAAGAGCACUACCUGUCCUUCAGGAGGAUCCGUGUUCAGUUCCCAGCACCCACAUGACAGCUUAUGACCAUCCAUCAGUAACUCCAGUCCCAAGGGACUGAACCCCUUCCUUUUCAGACCUCCGUGGGCUCCUGCACAUACACGGUGGACGGAUAUAUACCCAGGCACACACGCAUACACAUAAAAUUAAGUAUUUUUAAGAGAAGAAAGUGUAGCAUUCCCAAAAUAUGAAGGCUCUUUCUAGAAUGAUGAAUGAACACCAACCCAUGGUUGGUCCCUCCCUGUACCUAAAAACUCCCUGGACCAGCGAAGCGUGACGACACCAGUAUAAAGCGCAGGUUCUUCGCCUUCUCAGUCCUGGCUUGAGCUUGGUCCAUCAUGCACGUGUCUUUCACCAACCAGGUGAGGCUAGAUUCCCUGAGGAAGUAGAAACAGUAGAAACUAUGCCCAGUCCUGAUGGGGGGAGAUCAACCCAGGGCUAAUCCUGAACAUUCCAGAGAUGCUGGUUCCAGAGGGUAAAGUUACAGAACUCAUGUUAUAUAAAGACGAGUCCUUUUGGUGGAACAUAAACUGAAAACGGCUUAGAACAAGACAAACCUAACUGUUAUGGAGGCUGGAAGUCGGAAAUGGGCCCCACUGGCUAACAGGAAGGUGUUGGUUGGACUCGGGUCCCCACUGCAGGCUUUCGUGGUUGAAUCUACUGCCUCACAAUUUCUGAUUUCCAGACACUGCCUGUACUCCUUGCUCCUGAUACCCCCCUCCAUCUAUGAAGCCAACGAUGGUGGGUAGUGUUUUCUGGAUGGCAUCCGUAUGACUCUGGACCUCUUUCGUGUUUGAAGUCCUUAUAAUUGAUUCCAUUGAGUUCGUAUGAAAUCCAGAACGUUCUUUUAUGAUUUGGUAUUUAUCUUAUUCAUAAGUUUGCUUCCAUGAAUGCAUGUAGGAGCCCUUAGAGACCAGAUCCCCUGGAAGUGGAGUUGCAGGCGGCUGAGAGUCACCAUGGAGGUGCCAGGGCUUAAAAGAGGUGGGAAGUGUUCAGCGGUCUAGAGAAUGAUGUCUGUGAGCUCAAGCAGCAGCUGCCUCUAGCUUGGAGCCACUGUACUUUAGUUUCUACCUAGGACAGAUUGGCCGGCUCCAAGCCAGCUCGAGGUGUUUCUCUCUGCCUAGUAACAGAGGUGUGGCUGAGGCUGGGCAUGGAAGUGGGAAACAGAACUGCAAAGCAGUGUGGAGAAGCUCCGUUCUGGACUGUUCUGGCACUCCCAAAGGCUGGAAAACAAUCCCAUUAGGCUGAAGGAGGCAAGUGAACGGCGGUUAAAAGGGGAAAGACAAUAAGGGCCGGGGGCUCAAAAGCGUGGGGAGGGGGGUUGGGGAUUUAGCUCAGUGGUAGAGCGCUUGCCUAGCAAGCGCAAGGCCUUGGGUUCAGUCCCCAGCUCCGAAAAAAAGAAAAAAAAAAAAAAAAGCGUGGGGAGGAACUGUGCUGUGUUUUAUAAAAUAGAAAAGAAGCCAGGGAUAUGUUUGGUAGAGGAGCGGCAUCGCGGGGUGGGGGUGGGGGUUGCCUCUGUGGGCUCACGCUAAGGCAUCCCUUCCCCCUGAGGUGAGAGAGAGAGAGGGAGAGGGAAAUGAGGAGAGAGGGGGAAGAGUGCAAGCAUGAGAGUGAGGAGAGGGGCAAGCAGUCCCUUUUAUAGUGAGUCAGGCAUACCUGGCUAUUGCCAGGUAACUGUGGGGCGGAGCCUAAAGGGAAUGCUGACAGAUUGAUUGUUUUGCAAUCGGUAGCCCUGGCUGUUCUCAAACAGGAUGACUGAAUUUCAGGUCUUUCUGCCUCUAGGAGUCCUGGGAUUACAGACAGGAGCCACCACACCCGUUUAUGUGGUGCUGGAGACCGAACCCAGGGAUUUAUGUAUGUCAGAUUCUUUAUUAACAGACCUACAUCCCCAGCCCGGGAAUAAUUGAUGAGGAGGUGGGGAGCAGAACCUCUGACCCAGAAAAUGUUUCACAAAGCACGAGCCAGGCAAGAGCCAGGGUGGGGGGAACCAGUGACGGGUGCUUGCUAGAAAUUAUGUAUCCAUACCCAUCCACCACAGGUCUGGACCCAGUAAAAAUGCUCGUCAUCUGAGUUCCAGGUCAUGUACUCCUACGUCUGCCUGCCGCCCGGAGAGGGUUUCCUGCCUCGGCUGCAGACCCUCACCUACACCUACCUGCCCGCCCCUCUGCUGCUGCCACCCAUCCAGACCCACAACUUCUGCAGCCGGCCGGUGGGCCUGAGCACGGCGCCGCGAGAACUCCACUGCUUCCAUGGUACGGGCCCGGCCCUCGCCUUCUCCACGCCACCCUGGUGGGCCUUCCCGCUGCUGGGUGCCGCAGCCCCAGGCUCGUCGUUCCCCGCCUCCGGCUUGUCCGCGCCAUCCCGGCCAGCGCGCGAAGCCGCGUGGCCGGAAGGCAGCAGCCUGCAGCUGCAGCUGCGCUGGGGCCGCGUGGAGCGCAUGCGGGGGCCGCCCCUACCGCUGCCGGACGCCGUGCGCCGCGACUUGCGGCGCGUCUACGGCACCUACCCACGCACCGACGUGCGCGUCACCCAGCGCGGCGGCCAGUUCUUGCUGCGGGCCGAGCCGCGCGUGGGCGAGCCCGAAUACAAGGUGGCCCGGCGCGUGGUGCGCAGGCCAGCCAGCGGCGACGAUGGGGACAGCGGGGACCGCCCGGCCGCUCCGGAGGCGGUGCAGCGUAGCCGCCGGAAGAAAAAGCUAGGACCAAAAUGAGCGUCUCAGCGCGUCAUGUAGCCUGACUCCCAGGGCCUGCUCUUAAGUAGCACCUCCACAGUGGGCAGUGGACAAUCUUCUAGAGUUGCCGGCCUGGAUUCACUCUCCAAACGUCAUCUGAAGACCUAGGGUAGUUUUGAUAUGUGGGAAACGUCGCCUAUGAGAUAACUAGGGUUAGAGCUUCUGACGUUUUUUUCAAGCCACGUGUCCUUAGCUUCUCUGAACCCCUUAACUAUCACAUCUGUAAAACAUAUAAGAUUAGAUGUUCAGAGGGAUGUCAUUCGUUUUGUUCUUUUGGUUUUUCCAGACAGGGUUUCUCUCUGUACCCCUGGCUGUCCUGGAACUAACUCUCUAGAUCAGGCUGACCUCGAACUCAGAGAAACCACCUGUCUUUGCCUCUAGAGUGCUGGGAUUAAAGGUGUGCACUACCAUGCCCAGCCUGAAUGUCCUCCUGUUUGUUUGUUUGUUUGUUUGUUUGUUGAGACAGGUCUUUGUAGCUUGUCUUUGGCUACUUUGUGGGUUCUUUUUUUCCUCCCACACUUUUCCUACCCUUUCAAGCCCCUAACAUUAGGAGAGAAGAAAGGAUAGAAAGAAAAGGAACUACAACUGUGUCCUUAGACUACUUCCUGCUGAUUAGGAGCUUUGAGUUCCUUAACGCAAGUUUGAUCUUCAUUGUCAGGAUAUCUGAUCUUCUUGUUUCUUCUUUUUCCCUGGACUCACCACAUCACUUGGGUGCUAGCACGCAUAUAAAUAUAAAUAUAAAUAUAUAUGUAUGUAUAUGUAUAUAUAUUCUGAAAAGUUCCCAGAAUUCCAAACACUGCACAACUGCAGAAACCGUCUGCCCCUGACAAAAAUCAUUCCCCUGCUAGAGCACUUGGCAAAUCUGUCACCUGCUGAGGACAGUCUGAAGCAGUCCCAUAUUCCACAUCUGGGAUUAAGACAAAAAUUCUUAUAGUAGCUCUGUGUUUCUAAAAAUUACACAAUUCCAGAAUCUUACUACAGGGCUUCUCUGUAUCACCCUGGCUGUCCUGGAACCCUCUCUGUAGACCAGGCUGGCCUCGAACUCAGCCACCCCAGCACUGCCUCCCAAGUGCUGGAGUUAAAGGUGUGCACCACGAUGCCUUUAUUCCCAGUUUUUAUUAAACCUUUAAUUAAUUUUCAGAUAAAGAAGGUCUUGCUAUUUAACUGACUGACCUCAAACUGGUUGUAAUACUCCUGCUUAAGCCUGUUGUGGCAGGAAGUGUUCAUGAACCCCAAAAGACCAGCAAGGAGCUGCUUCUGAUGUAACAGCGUUAGGGUCCCUUUAUACAACCCAACCCUGACACAGCAGGAUGGGAAGGGAAGGCUCCAACCCUCAGCAGGACAAGGUGUCUCAGGGAAUGGGAGUAAGUGAGAGGGUUGGCCCUGGCAAGUAUCUAACUGAAUGUCUAUUGUAAGCGGACAGCUGGGUGUUCUGAAACAAGACCAUGAACAAUCACAGAUGGUCUGGAAGUACAUCUGAUACAAUCAGACUAAUCUUUGAUUGACUGUUGCUAGGAAGUAGCUAGGGAGUAACUCUGGGUCAAGGACAAGCUGUGGGGUCCUUCCUGGUACUCCGGUACAGCCUGGGUUCUGCUGCAGGUCAAGUUUCUCAUGCUUUUCUUCAAGAUGGAGGUUGGUCCCAAGAUGGAGUAGGGGAGCACACAUGGGCACCACACCUGACUGGUCUUUUUCUCCUAAAUACAUCUGGAAAAUUCGGUAUUUCAAUAUAGUGUUGUUGAUGGGCUGGGUAGAGCACCCCUUUAAUCCUAGCAUUCAUGAACCAGAGUUAGGAGGAUACAGAUCUACUACUGAUCUGAGUUCCAGACCAGAGCCAGACUCUAUCGUGUGUGUGUGUGUGUGUGUGUGUGUGUGUGUGUGUGUGUGUGUAAGUGUUGACUUAGUUAAUAUGUCCUUCCUUGUCUCACCACUCUCUGCAUGUGUGUGCCUGUUCCUGUGUGCACAGGUACACACCAUCAGCGUCAACCUUAUUAAGAUUUAAUUGGCACACACCUUUAAUCCCAGCCCUCAGGAGGCAAAGGCAGUGGAUCUCUGUGAGUUCGAGACCAGCCUGGUCCACAGAGAAAGUUCCAGGACAGAGAAACCCUGCCUCGAAAAACCAAAAAACAAAGAAUUAAUUUAAUUAUUCUUUAAUUAUGUGUUUGUGUGUGAGUGUAGAUUGCAGAUGCCUGAGGAUACAGAGGUGUUGUUAGAUGCCCCCUGGAAUUAGUUGUGAGCCACCUCUGGAAGAGCACUACUAUGCACCAGGGCAAGCCAUCUGUACAGGCCCCACUCCUCAGCCCAGCUUGUUUUGUUUUGUUUUGUUUUUAAAGAUUUAUUUAUUUAUUAUAUGUAAGUAUAUUGUAGCUGUCUUCAGACACACCAGAAGAGGGCAUCGAAUCUCAUUACAGAUGGUUGUGAACCACCAUGUGGUUGCUGGGAUUUGAACUCAGGACCUCUGGAAGAGCAGUCAGUGCUUUUAACUACUGAGCCAUCUCUCCAGCCCCCAGCUUGUUUUUUGAUACAAGGUUUCUCCUAGGGGCUUGCUAACAGGCUAGUACCAGAGGGAGCUGUCUCCUUCCUCUUCCUCUUCCUAUGCCCAGUGGUCGCAGGCAUGCACCGCUGUGCCCUGCUUUUUAUAUGGGGAUUGAGGUCGGAAUUCAGAUCCUAUUGGGACACACACAUUAAAUAAAUGAAUAAAAAUAAGUAAAAUGUCAAAACAAAACAAACCUUUGGCAUAUAGCCAGGCGUGCUGAGGCACACCUUUGAUCCCAGCAUUCAGUAGGCAGAGGCAGGUGAUCUCUGAGUUUAAGGCCAGCCUGGUCUACAGAGAGUUCCAGGACAGUCAGGGCUACACAGAGAAACCUUGUCUUGAAAGAAACAACAAUAAAAAAGUAAAAUUUUUUUUAAAAAUGAAAAUAAUGGAAGGGAUUUGGGAGAGAAAUAGGAAUAUAAUUUUUAUUUUACUUUAUAGAGCUAUUUUAAAGUAUUAAUUGAUUAGUUAAUUAGGUUUUUUGAGACAAGGUUUCUCUGUAUAGCCCUGGCUGUCCUAAAACUUGCUCUGUAGAUCAGAGCUGAACUUGAACUCACAGAGAUCUGCCUGCCUCUGCCUCUUACAGCUGUCUUCAGACACAGCAGAAGAGGGCAUCAGAUCCCAUUACAAACGGUUCUGCGCCACCAUGUGGUUGCUGGGAAUUGAACUCAGGACCUCUGGAAGAGCAGUCAGUGCUUUUUUUUUUUUUUUUUUUUUUUUAAGAUUUAUUUUAUUUUUAUUUAUUAUAUAUAAGUUCACUGUAGCUGUCUUCAGAUACACCAGAAGAGGGCAUCAGAUCCCAUUACAGAUGGUUGUGAGCCACCAUGUGGUUGCUGGGAAUUGAACUCAGGACCUCUGGAAGAGCAGUCGGGUGCUCUUAACUGCUGAGCCAUCUCUCCAGCCUCAGUCAGUGCUCUGAACCCCUGAGCCAUCAUCUCUCCAGCCCUGAGAUCAUUUUUUUUUUUUUUUGGUUCUUUUUUUUGGAGCUGGGGACCAAACCCAGGGCCUUGCGCUUCCUAGGUAAGCGCUCUACCACUGAGCUAAAUCCCCAGCCCCGAGAUCAUUUUAAAAGAAGUUUCGAAGACAAAUUACUACGUACCCAUGCCACUUUUUUUUUUAAAGAUGUAUUUAUUUUAUGUAUAUAAUCAGACCCCAUUACAGAUGGUCGUGAGCCACCUGUUGUUGCUGGGAAUUGAACUUAGGACUUCUGGAAGAAUAGUCAGUGCUCUUAACCACUGAGCCACCUCUCCAGCCCUUUAUUUUUGAGACUGUCUCAUUGUGAAGCCCUAGCUGACCCUGAACUCCAAUAUGUAAACAAAACUGACCUUGAAUUCACAAGGACUUGCCUAUUAGGCACUGGGAGAUGUGUGUGUGUGUGUGUGUGUGUGUGUGUGUGUGUGUGUGUGUGUAUUAUCAUAGCUAGAUAUUUUCUAUUUUUACAUUCACACACAUAUUACUUACAGAAAUCAGGGGAAAAAAAACCUGGUAAUUGGUUCUCUCCUCCCACUACGUACAUUCUGGGGAAAGAACUCUGAUGGUUAGCUCUAAGGCAAACAGUCCUUGAUAAAAAGCCCAGCCUUUGAUUUUUUUCUAUUUUUCCUUCAUGUGUAUGAGGGUUUUGCCAAAAUGCAUGUAUGUACACUAUAUGUAUGCCCAGUGCCGUCCAAUACGAGAAGAUGACAUGGAAUCCCAUCUCACUAUCCAUCCCUGGCUGGCCUAGAACACACAGAUGUCUGGCUCCCAAGUACUGGGAUUAAAGGCAUGAGUUAGCACAGCCAGCUCAGAUCACCCUUAGAAACAAAGGAGGUUUAAAAUAAGUGAUGAACCCCAUUUCAACACAUGUUUUGUGCGUCCUGCUCCUUCUCAAUCUUCUUGGGCCCUGACCCUUGAAGUCUUUCAACUUUCUCCUUUCUGGUCUGCCCUGUUCAUAAACAUGCCUCCCUGUGGCUGUAAUUACCCCUGGUUUCCCACAAGUUACUCCUACCUAUCCUAUGCCCAGCAUAUGGAAGGAGGAAGAACCCUACGUUAGGCUCUUAGAGACAGAUGUUGCUAGAUGUUGCUACUCCACAGAGUCCAGCAUCAGUACACUCCACUCCCAGCCCUGUAGGGAGCUGAUUGCUUCCUUGUUUGAUCUUUUCUUUGAACUUAACUCUCAAAGAACAGGACUUAUAAAACACCCAGACAGCCUGAGACCUGAUGGUUGUGGGUUGUCCUGGUGAUGUCUGUGUUCUGACGUCGUUAAUUCUGCUUCCUCAAGAGGGGCUCCUGGACUAGGAGUGGAUAACUCAGGUUAUCCUGUGAACCUUCUCCCCAUUUUAACUGGCCAGAUAAAGCCUAGAGCCUGUGCUUGGGCAGAGGAAGGGAAAGCUGGAGCUGGAGAUUUUAGAGAGUGGGGGAAGAGAGGGAGAGAGAGGAAGAAGGACAGAGGAAGAGGAGGUGGAAGGAAUGUGGAGCGGACCCACGUGGCCCCGAGAAGCCACAAGUAGCAAGGAUCUCAUUGCUGGGGAGUGGAGCAGUGUAGGGGUAGAUCCGCCCAGUCUAGGAUCUCAUUGCUGGGGAUUGGAGCAGUGCAGGGGUAGAUCCCCCCAAUCAAGGAUCUCAUUGCUGGGGAGUAGAGCAGUGCAGGGGUAGAUCCCCCCAAUCAAGGAUCUCAUUGCUGGGGAGUGGAGCAGUGCAGGGGCAGAUCCGCCCAGUCUAGGCGCGCAGCUUAUGAAUAUUGUAACGGAGCUGUGUCUGCAUGGGCUUAUUUGGUUGGAGAUUCGCUGUAGCCCCUGGCCGUUCAUCUGUUCUUCAAAGCUCCUUGCCCCAGUUCACACUCUGUCAGGACUCCAGGGUUACAAGAAGGUAGUCAUGCAAGUUCAGGUCCAUAGGUGGGAAUGCAGAACUCUCAGCUCCCAGGAGGACCUGACCAAACUAUCCCCGAUCCUCAGACCGGCAUCUCCUGCCCUUGCAGGAUCAGGUCUGGGGACCAUCACGUGGGAAGGCCUGGCAGGUAAAUCUCUUUCUUUUUUUUUUUUCCGGAGCUGGGGACCGAACCCAGGGCCUUGCGCUCUACCACUGAGCUAAAUCCCCAACCCCCUGGCAGGUAAAUCUCAAUGCCAACUUCACUCGGCAACUGUCCUUUCCGUCGAACCCAUGCUACUUAAAGACAAAAGCCAACAAGGCACUAACAAGAUGGUUCAGCCAGUAGAGCGCUUGAGGUCUAGCCUGGUGACCUGAGUUCACUCCCUGGGACCCACAAUGACAGGAGAGAACCAAUUCCCUCAAGUUUUCUUCUGACUCCACAAGCACACUAUAGCAUGCAUACACUACCCCGCCGCCGCAACACACACAUACACAUACAUACACACACACACACACACACACACACACACACACACACACACUGAGUAAAUAUAUUUUCCAAGGAAUAGGAGCCAAUGUCUCCCGUGUAUCCUGGGGGCUCUCUGUGUGCUGCGUAAGAUACUAAAUCCCUGUGCAGACAGUUACCAACUCACUAAAGUGCGUGCUCACAAAACUCUGAUGUGGAUAUAAUUAGUAUUCCCAUUUACACACAGGUCAGCCUGACACAGUCCUAUAUGAAUCCAACAGCUCAUCUGAGGCUACAAGAGAGUGUAAUCUGAUUGAUUUCAAUCUCGAGGUCAAACUUCCUCUUCCUAUACGAGACACGCAAUGAAAUGCAAGGGAUGUUUGUUGGGGAACUGUGCUGUGCAGAACCCUGGGUGAGAUACCUACCGGGGUGAAGGGCUUAUGAAUCAACCCCACUGGGGAGGAAUGUGGGGAGUCCAUGCACUGUUGGGAAGUCGAAGGAAGUUUUAAAGGACAGAUAGGACUGUGACAGAUGGACGGACAGUGGAUGGAUGGACGGACGGUGAUGGGGAUGAGGUAACCCAGGAAGGGCUGAGCAGGAUGCAGCAAGAGCGAAGGCAGGGCCGCAGGAGGAGAAAGCAGCAGUUAUCACUGACAAGAUAGCAAUGAAGAUUUGCCCUGAGAGCUAAGUGGACGUCAUCCUGGAGGACUGACAGCACACAGAUGGAGGGCUGAGAGAGUGGAGCAUGUCUGUAAACAUUUGGGAGGUAGAGGCAGGAAGAGGUAGUUCAAGGUUAUUCUUGGUUAGAUAGGUACCCUGGGUGACGUAGAUAUUCUGCUUAUGUAGGUAUGCUGGGUUUUAUAGGUAUUCUAAGUUAUAUAGGUAUCCUGUCUCAGAGCCUAUACCCCCUCCCCCCCACACACACAAGGAGAGAUUUGAUUGGGAAGCCAUUUAAGCCUUUGAGCAGAAGAGUAUCCCCAAGUUAGUGUUAUUAAUAAUGUUUGGACCCUGGAGGUGGUGGCUAAUGCCUUUAAUCCCAGCACUUGGGAGGCAAGGGAAGGCAGAUCUGUGAGUCUAAGGCCAGCUUGGUCUACAAAGCAAGUUCCAGGACAUCCAGAGCUACGCAGAGAAACCCCAUCUCAAAGAACCAGAAUUAAACAAGCAAACAAAAGGUUUGGCCAAAGAGUCUCCAGGAGCGCCUGCUGGACAGCUGUGAGAAAGAGCUAUCUGGUUUCCUAAACCGUUGGUAUCGAUGGUGUAGCACAGCCAGGCACCAGAACUGAGUCCCUAGGGCAUCUGCUAGAGUUCACAGCCUAUGGAAUUCAGUUCUCAGGGCCAGGUGGCCAAAGUUCUCUCAGCCUGGAUGCUGCCCGCCCUUCAGAGCUCUCUUCUGUGGAUGUCAAACAUACAUACACACGCACAGAGGGCAUGUGAGAUCAGAUCUUUUUUUUUCAAUUCCACCAUGUGGGCUUCAGGGUGUCAAGUUUUGUGGUAAGUACCUUGAACCAUCUCCUUGGUCCCCCUUCUAUAAAUGUUCUCCACACCCUAACAUGGACAUGUUGAGACUCAGUAUAGCCCGAGAGCUCGGAAUACUGCCCACUCUCUCUGGUGGGUGCUGAGCUUGGAGCUGAGAAAUGGGAUCCCACAGCUAGAAGACAAGAGCAUGAAGGGAGGGGCACAGAGGUUGGCAGGGGCUGGGUGUUGCCUGCCCAGAUGUGCUCUUGAUGGGCCAAGUAUAGGGGCUAGAGGGCUGAGGGACUGGGGAAAAAGCCAAAAUUUGCACCUGAUGACAUAUCUGCACAUAUCUGCAGUUGAAAAAGCUUCCUCGGCUGCGUGUGGGGUGGGGUGGGGUCUCCAAGACAGUAGCUUAGGAGUGUCAGCCCCUGGAAAGGCUCCCGAUUGGACAGAGAUCUUGAGUUGGGGAUGGCUGAAUGGGGAGGAAAACUUCCCUGAGCUGUGCUUCCAUUUGCCGGAGAAUUAAAGUGACAGCCAGGCACUGUCCCUGGAGAGGGACAGCAAAAGCAGCCACUCAGGAAUCACCCUCCCCUGCUGAGUCCCGGGAGAGGAGCAGGACUUACCCACAAAGCCUCUUCUCUGGCAUCCCUAGGGCUGGAUCUGCAGUAAGCAAUGUGGUGGACCAGAGCGCCUUAAAUAGGCCCCCAUGCUGCACGGCAGAGCCCCACCCACCCAUGCAGGCUCUUCUGAGAAAGGAGGAAGGUGUGGGAGGACCGGGCAUGCUGCCUGCUGCCCAGAGAGUCCUUUCUGACCUCAAGCCAGAGCUGGGGACACUCCCCCCACACCCGUUUUUCCAAGUGUCUCCUUCCUUAUUUCAGUGCCUGAUGAGUGCACUCCCAGACAUGAGCCUUCUGGUUCUUUCGUUGUUUCUAAUGCCGGGAACCUCUUGAUGCUGAACUCAACCCCAAUUCCAGCUUCUGAGACAGGGGCCUGGGGAAUUAUAAGUCAGAGUUAUUUACAGCAUAGGCUCCUAGUCUUUUUCAGUCGAGGAUACCCUGCAGCCUACAAAAGUCACCUAAGGGAAGAGGAGAGAAGAGGCAAGCAACACUUGCCUUCCUUACAGGGGCUUGAAGCAGUACUCAGUGAAGUUGGCUCCCACCUUGGGGAAGGAGAGAAAAUAAGAAUUUAGGGGACCGGAAACCAGGAACUAAGGGCAAGGCCACAUUAGCUGUGUAUAUCUAACAGAUGGUUUUCUGGAGCAAUGGUUCUCAACCUGUUGGUCGCAAACCCCUUGAGAAUCAAAGGGCCCUUUCAUUGGGGUCACCUAAGACCAUCAGAAAACACAGACAUUUACAAUGUGAUUCGUUUUUUUUUAGAGCUGAGGACGGAACCCAGGGCCUUGCGCUUGCUAGGCGAGUGUUCUACCACUGAGCUAAAUCCCCAACCCCUACAAUGUGAUUCGUAACAAUAAAAAUUACACUCAUGAA
Messenger RNA from Rattus norvegicus (Norway rat), 14313 nucleotides. The record is from RefSeq and is a predicted model, not a curated record. Lineage: Eukaryota; Metazoa; Chordata; Mammalia; Rodentia; Muridae.